UUUCGGUGAAUUUUGGAGUAGUUUGUUUCGUCUGCGCGAGUGACUCUGCGGCUUUUGAUAAUUCGAUGCUGAGUUAUUGCGCUGCGAAUAUUUAAUCGUGGUAUUAACCGUAAGCUCAGGGUUCAUUAGUUGCUAACAAGAUCACCGGAUUAGGAAGGAGUGAGAUUUGAAGUAUGAGUUUUGAUGGAGAUCAAAGUUCGCAAGGUGCGGUAGACUCACAGCUCCAGCAUUUCAUUGAGGUUGAAACCCAGAAACAGCGAUUUCAGGGUUUGGUUCACGACCUGACUGACAUUUGCUGGGAUACCUGCAUCGACAAACCAUCUCCUCGCUUGGAAUCGAGAACAGAGAGUUGUCUACACAAUUGUGUAGAACGAUUUAUCGAUACCACAAACUUCGUUAUGAACAGAUUGGAACGUACAGCACUGACACAUUCCAAAUCGUCUCUGGAAUAAACGUUGGUAUUUUAUCUGUUUAAA
Athalia rosae (coleseed sawfly) is the source of this 476-nucleotide messenger RNA. Its product is annotated as mitochondrial import inner membrane translocase subunit Tim8 A-like. The transcript has 2 exons. Bases 174 to 452 code for a protein of 92 amino acids. The record is from RefSeq and is a predicted model, not a curated record. NCBI's taxonomy places the organism in Eukaryota, Metazoa, Arthropoda, Insecta, Hymenoptera, Athaliidae.